Messenger RNA from Pocillopora verrucosa, 11150 nucleotides. Lineage: Eukaryota; Metazoa; Cnidaria; Anthozoa; Scleractinia; Pocilloporidae. The record is from RefSeq and is a predicted model, not a curated record.
UUCCCUAAAUAGAUGUAUGAUUUCAAAGUGUUUUUCAUUCAAAAACGGUAAGGAAUUGUUUGGGAAAAUAAACAGGUAAAGUAUUAUUCGAAAGAUGGACCUUCUAUAAUUUCCUGAGCGCCAACAGAAUAUGGCGGAAGCUUUGUUGUCUGUGUCUGAUGCUCUCCUGUUGACGAAAGCGAAAGUUUUUUGAUGGCUUCGUCGACGCUGUUUCGUGGUCGACGCAUCGUAGAUCCCGUUCCGGUUCAGCGUGGCCCUUUACCGAGAGAUGGAAAAUACCAAACUUCGUUCUCAGACCUGGCAGCAGCAUGGGAAAACGUCGGGGAAGUGAAGUCUGCGCUCCAAGCUGCGGAAGCAAGAAUUAAUGAAGCAAAUGCUGGUCUCGGUUCUGGAGUGGAGGAUAAUGAUGAGCCCCUACAAGAAGUAUUUUCUGAGACACAGAGAUAUGGACGGGUGUCCAGAUAUGAACUGCGACCAGGUCGAUAUGGACAAGGUGCACGACCUGCAACUGUUUUUGGAGAGGAUCGCACCAACUCGCCUGUGAGAAGAUCACCUGAGUUUUCAUUAAAUGGGAACAGACAGGAGUCGUCAGUCAGAGCACCAGCACCCACCUCUUUGCUAUCUCCUCCGUCAAGGGAUAGUCACCCUGCUGAGAUUGGAAGCAGUACCACCACAAGAAAUCCACCAGCUGUCUUCCCUACAUACCCCCAAAUGACGGAUGGUGUGGAUCCUGUUUUGACAACAGCUUACUCGUCAAUCUACAGGGCAAAUGAGAAACCAAUUCGUAGAUCACCUGUCAGAUUUCAAGGUCUUUCAACCAUCCCUUCUUCCUCUAGCUUUGAUGAUUCAUUGGAAGUUGGCAGUACAGCUAGACUGUCCAGGAGUGAAACUCGUCCAACAUCCUCACUUGGACUCAGACCUGUAAUAGCAAAUAAUUCAGAUGCACUUGCAAGGUUGAAAGAGAGAAUUAAACUACAGAAAGAACAAGCCUCAAGGCUUAGUCCAACUGAUUCUAUCGCAGGGAUAAGCUCUGCAAAUCCUUCUCCUCGAAGCUCAGAGGGCCCGUCUGUGGAGGUUGCAGCAGAGGAACCAUGUAUGAGGGAUUUGGAUGUUCCAAUGAGACCUGCAAUUUCCAAGAGAAAAGUAGCCUCUGCCCCUGCAGCACCUGCUUAUAAAGGUUUCAGUGAGGUAGAAUCAAAACCUGCAGUGUUAUCUGAAGUUAACAGAAAGGUCAAAGCAAAGAGUUCAACAGUUGACAAUGCAAGAACAAAGGCUGCCACCCAAAGGCCUCAAAAGCCAUUGCAACAAAAAGGACCUCCCAAGGUACAACGAGUCAUUGCCCCUCGCCGCCCAACAGACGUUAUAACAACAUCAUCAUGGCGCACUGGCCAACAAACAGUGAAAAGGAUUUUGGGUCCAGCAACCAAGAAGGCAAAAACUUCAGCCACCAGUCGACCCCAGUCAAGCAGUAGCCAAGAUACAGACAUAUCAGAACCUAGGAGUCUAAAUUUCCAGUUGAAAAAUGAUACUGGCAAUAAAAGGAGUGGUGGUUACAUGAAUGGGGAUUUAGGGGAGAGGAAUGGCAGUGCAAAGAGUGAUAAUUCCAGAGAAGCAUCUCCAGUUCAUGAAGAGCAAGCAGUGAAUGCAGGGAAGACGGACUCAGAUUCUGAACUGUCCCAAAAUUCUCCAGUUGCUGCCAAGGAAUUUGAAGCAGUUAGCCCUGAUGAGGAUGUGAAAGAUUUAAGAGGGAACAGAAUUUUAUCCACAGAGGCAAAAAAUAUUCUGUCUGACUUAGAACUUGAUACUGAUGAUGAAUCGGACAAGGACGAUGGUGAUAAGGUUAUUCCCAAGUUCAAACCCAAACAAACUCAAGUGAAGCAGUCAUCAAAGGGAAUUCAGAGAAAGAGACCAUUGAGGGUAAAGCCACAAGAUUCACAACAGCCAAGCUAUCCUGCACAAAAGCAGAGACACUAUGACACUGAUGAAGUUAAGAAAUACAUGGCUAAAAAAAUGGCUGAAAGAAAGGAAAAGUUGAAAGAAGACAGGCUUAUGAAACAAAGGGCUGUGGAAGAAAAAAAGAAGAAGCUUGAGGAACUGUACAGUAGACAAAAAAAGAAUCUUGGAAACAACCUUCAUCGCAAAGACAAGAAAUCUCUUGGGGAAACAUAUUCAAAAGGCCGCAGUGAUUUCAGAUCUAUUAUAUACCCUUACAACCACCCAUUCCAACAAGAUGAAGUAGAGUGUUACAGUGAAGAUACUGGAGUCAGUGGGUCAGAUAAAGAGAAUCUUGACAUCGCCUCCUUCAAAGGUCUUCCAAAUUAUUCCACAUCCAGGGAGACACUUGGGGUGAAUGGCAGAGACCACCACAGUUUAUCUAGCUCAUCAUCUGUUCUAAGUGAAGAUGGCAGCAUUUCUCCAGAACCACACAGAGAAAGGAAGAGUCCAGUCCCAGGUGUAACUAGUGUAUCUAUUGGAACAAAGACCACUGAUUUGAGACCUGAAUAUGUUGGCUUCCCUCAAGGUGAGUUUGAGCCUCGUUCUUCCAGCCCAAGUCAGCUGGCUGACAGACACAGACCAGGGGUUGUGUCUUCAUCUGCAAGAAAUGAGGAGGAAAGGCUUUCAAGUAGUCCUCCCAGAGAGGAUAGAAUUGCAGCAAUAAAACAAACAGCUGCACAGCUCAAACAGCGACUGGCAACAGAAGCAUUACGACUUGGUCUGAAUCUGAACACCACUGCUUCUGAAGAAACAGCAGAAGAACAAGGAACCUUUACAACAGUUAGUGAUCACACUGUGUUCAGGGGAGCACUCCCAGGAGUUGGAAGUCUUCAUGAACAAGCUGAACUAAACAACGAAUUGGAUUCCCGGACAAGUGCUGCAACAACAAUCCAAGCGGCCUUUAGAGGUCACAGUGUUCGUCAGGGUCUAAACUGGAAACUUCCCUCUGGGCGCACCCUUAGGUCCACUGUCAGGCAGGGGCUACAUCAGAGACCAGGAAUCUCAGGUGCUGGGACGUCAGAGUCAUCCCAUUACUCCACAGCUUGGGACACUGUAGUUCCUAAUGAGGACAAGAGUAUCAUAUCUGACAUCAGUGCCUCUUAUAGCUCAGCGAGAUCUACAGCGAAAUCACCAACUCAAAGCUCAAAGUCCCUGAAGGACGAUAGAUCAUCAUGUGUUAAAAGCUCACCAACAAGUGAAUCUAGAAGAAGAAAGCAUACAACAGGACAUGGGCCAAGGGAGGCAAAGGGGAAAAAGAAAUCAUCCACUCCUCCAUGGAAAAGCAAAGGUGGUGACAGCUUGAGUGUCAUCAAUAUUUUUACCAGAAGAAAUCCCCACUUGAAAUUGCUUCCCAAAGAAGAUGAAAGUUUAGGGGAACAUGGAUCAGAAACACGAAGUCUUCUUGAAGAGACGCUGACAGAUGACAAGGUGGGGGAGACAGCUAGUCUGCUUGAGCCUCCUGCAGACCCAAAUCAGUCUGGAGACCUGUUGGAACAGACACUGGUGGAGGAAUCCCCUGAUAAGAGUCACGCUCUUGAUGAUUAUGACGAUGAUGACUUUACUGGGUCCUCUGGUGGCAGCACAAACAGAGGAAGUGGAAAGCGCACCCCGAGCCCUAACAGAAAGACAGACGAGCCUGUGUAUUCAGAGACAUUCGAGAGUCCAGAGAACAAGACAAGCUCUCCCAAUAAGAACGACUCUUUGCGAUCUCCUAACAGGAGUUUGGAAAGUGGUCCCCUAUCACCUACACUGUCAGAAGGAGAGUUGUCUCGUGUAAGCGAGGCGGUUGACAAAUCUUCAAUCUUUUCAUCUACACGGCGUUCUCCUUCAAGGGACCAAGACUCUCAAAGCCCUGUCCCCCCUUACGCAGCGCCGACUUACCCACCGCCGUCAGUGUUUACGCCAUCGCAUCAGGGGGGUGACCGGCUGUCACCUGGAUCUCUAGACGUGAGGCUCACUGCAGAAUUGAACAGGUUGGAAUACAUGGAGGAAUCGGUCCGACAACUGACUGACGUGGAGCGGACUCGGGCAGUGUCCAUGGCACAACAAGAAACUGUGUCUUUGGCUCAGAUACUCAAGUCGAAACAACUGUCGCACGUCAGAGAUAUGGAGAAUCUUAGGGCCAAGGCUCGCGAGGAAGCGUUAGAAGCAGCUAAGCAACUGGAAGAGGCCCGACGUGCGGCGGCGGAUGCUGCUGCAGGAGCAGCUGAGACGAUUGCUCGAGUGAGACUGGAGGCGGCUGCUAGCAUAUCAGAAUCCGCCGACCGGCUAGUUACGGUUCAGAGUGAAGCUGCACGCACCACAGCCGAGUCAGCUAAACAAGUCGAGGAGGCCCGCUCAUCAGCCGCGCGGACAUUACUGGAGGUUGCUAAGCAACAGACCGUUGACACACGCGGUGUUGCCGCUGAAGCAGCCAGUGCAGCCGCAGAAGCAGCCGUCAAGAGCAGCAUGGCGCGAUUUCACGAACAGCAAGAACAACUGUUGAGAGAAAGAGAAGCACGUCUAAAAAGCUACCGUGGCAGAAGUCGAGACGUGACGCGUGACAGUUACUCCAGUUACUCAACCAGCCAGCGCAGCGACAGCUAUUCUAGAACAAGGACCCCACGGUCAGAAACUGAUGCGGUAGACUGGGGAUCACAAUCCAAGGGAAGUGCUAGUAAGAGUAGGACGAAUGUUGGUGAUGAUGUGGAUGUUUCACGAAGUUCUAAGCAAGAUAGAACUGUAAGCGUUCGUACAGCAAGUGAUCUAUCAGUGGACCGUUCUGCCAGCCACAGCCGGCGCACCCCCACCCGGUCAGAAGCUGCUUCGCGCUCGCAUCACUCAACACUAGCAGGGGAGGAGUCGGGUAGCAUUCCCGAAGAAGUUGAUCACAGUGUGGCUGAUAGCGUUGCAUCCGAUCUUGGACUUGACCUGGCUGAUGAUGACUCUAUAGCUGACGUGUUGACGGGAGAUGACCUCAAAAAACCAUCAGAACGCUUAGAAAGGUCACCGGAAGAAGACUACACGCUGAACUUCGAAGAGACAGUGAUGUCAUCACACACUGCAACAGAUGACGAGAUUGACUUCCGAAUGAUUCUUCCAUCUGAGAGCCACAGACGGAGGAGCCUGGGUAAGACAGGAAGGCGCGGCAGCAUAGGUUCUGACCAGGGGACUGUAUCUUACUCGUCUGACGAUAACCAUGAUUCUCAGGAUUUUCCGGUUGACAAGACGUUGGAGGAGUUUUCCUCAGCGCCAUUUUCCGGUGAAGAUUCAUUCUCUCAGUUCACGUCCGAAAUGGUCCGUUUGAUGAAGGAGGAAGAAGUUCGAGCCAAACAUCAAGCUGGGCUUCUACGCCUGCGCGAAAAAGCCCUGAAGGAAAAGACACGAGCCGAGAUGGCCUGGCUUGAAUGUCAGAAGCAAAGGCAUCGGGACAAGGGCGCUGAUGACGUCAUGCCGUCAAUUAGGAAGCGGCAGCGAGGAGUUUUAAUGAGACUUCAAGCUGAACAGGCGGAGAUUAAACGUCUGAAAGCUGCGAAUCGCGCAGCUAGCUACGAACGGCGUUUGUUGUUGAUGCAACAGGAGGAGAUUGCAAGACUGAGAAAAAACACCAAGAAAGUCCGAGAGAGGGCGGCUACAGAGCAGGCGGUGCACGGACAGGAACGGACUGAUAACCUGAAAACUGGAGAAAAGGACUCUGCAGAACAGGCAAAGAUCGAGGCUGAAUCGACUGAGGUGGUCGAGGAGUUGGAUGAGAAACCCGCAGAUCAUUCCACUGGCAGUCGCUCAUCCGUCUCAGAAGACAUCAAAACUGCUUCACUUUCGGCCUCAGCUGCAGCGAGUAUCGCUGAAGAAAUCCCUACCCACCAGUCUCCAGGAGCCAGUCGGGCCGAGUCUCGUCCGUCCAGUGCUGAGUCUGGUACUAGCGAGAGGAAGAGAAGAUUAUCAGAGGGAGACAGUGACGAAGGCUCUGCUAAGGAGGGGACUGUGUCCGCCACUAAAGGGUCACCAACAGCUUCAGAUUCUACUGUUAUGCAGAAGUUGAAAAAGUUAAAACAUCAAUCAAGCGAGAGGUAUCUAACUCUGCGAGAGCAGAAGCUUAUGAAACGACGGAAAGAGGCUGAAAAUCUGUUGGAGAACAAGAAAAAGCUUUUGGAAUGGGAGAAGCGACUUGACAAAGAAGAAAGUCUCGUCAGGAACCUACUCAACGAAGCUCUAAAUCUCGAAAGCUCCAGGAAGCAGCCAAGGACAACCAGCAUAACAAGCGAAGAAGAAGAACAUAAAGAUCGCAGUGGUAGAGAGGCCUCUGCCAGCCUGUCAGUAUCUAGGACUCCCUCUAGUAAAGUCAUCUCCAAAGAUAGAUCCACACAAGGAACUGACAGAAUCAGUGAAUCCAUCAAGGCGGUUCGGUCGCAUGGCCACGAGCGCAGUGCCAGUGAGAGUUCAGUUGCUGAGGAGCUGAGUAUUCCCACACGUGACAGGUCACAAGAUCAGUCAGAGAGGUCACGUGACAGUUCUAUUCCUGAAGUAGACAUGAAGACUCGAUCCCAGGGUAGCUCGAUUCCCGAGGAGAUUCCAGAGGAGUAUGUCAACGAUACGUUCGAGUCGCUGGAUAGCAGUGCGACUCCAGCGCACUCCACCCCCGUGCGGAGCGAUUUGACGCUUAAGCGAGACACGUCCCCGGCUCUAAGCAGGCGAUCAUCCACAGGGGAGGGGAGCAAGAGUGAAGAGGACACCUCUAUGACGGAAACCUCGGACCACAGCGACAUCGAGUCUCGUGUUCGCCGCCUGAGAGACCAACUUGAAGUGCGCAAGCGCGAGGUUAAGCGCUUGUAUAAUGAAAGGAAGAAACAAAGAAAAGCUAUGUUGCGGGCUCAAGAGGCCAGCUUAAGGCAGGAAUUACAGGCUGUGGAAAUGGUAAUCUCAAGGACAAAGGCCGAACUCAAUCGACCUCAAACGGAUUCAAAAAGACCAGAGUCUGGCUCUACUGACCAACACCCAAUGAGCGCGAAAAACGAUUCUAGUGCCCGUGAAGUCAGGUACCAUCUCUCUCGAACGUCAGAUGUGAGCGGAGGUCGCAAGGUAACACCAUCGGAAAAGCCUGUGAAAGUGUCUGCUAGGAGUGAGCCAGCAGGUGGGAGAGUUUUAAGUUCUGUGGAUGCGGAAGUUAACAGUCGAGGUGAUCAAACAAUUUCCGAUGUUCCCAGCUUAAAAGGAAAAGAUGAGGAGUGUUCUUCUGUCAGUGAGAUUAAGACAGGGGAGAGAAAUAAUUUGUCAUUGGGGAAAGGUGAAACUCCCUUGGAUAAAAGAGAAGACCUUGAUCUAACCGACAGAACUCGAACCCCCGACAAAACCUCCUCGGAAAAUCUACGGCAAUCAGCCAAUAGUGAACGCAAAACAUCGAUUAGAGAUGCCGAAGAUUCCCGAGAAGAAAUCAAAGACGAUGUGACGACGGCCGAAGAUGUUUCCAUGAGUGAGGAUAUCGAAGUUCAAACACCGUCCAAAGCAUCUCACUCCGACAAGUCGGAACGUAGUUCUCGAGGAUCUAGUCAAUCUCAAUCAGUUAGUCUUCGGAGAGGAUCGGAUAGUGAUCGUAAGAGUUCGGUAAGGGAAAGGUCCGAGGUUGACGUAAAGAUCACGAAAGAAGCAAGGACCGAAGAAAAUAAAUCGUUAACCGAAGAAAAUGAAGUUGUUACAAGGCCCAGAUCCACUCACUCUGGAAGCCACUCCACUCAGGAACUGAAAGAGUCGAAAGACACCGAUCGCUCAGGACAGUCAGGUAUCGUCAGCGGGCAAAACUCGAUUAUUUCCGAGGGAUCGAAGUCUUCCAGACGAUCAAAAUCGCCGGCUUUGUCGGAGAAAUCGCAAAGUCUUCAACAGGCGUACAGUUCGUCUUUUGAGAGCGUUGAGAAUGAAGUGGACAAAAGCGAAGACGAUAUCAGUGAGCAUAUCAGUGUUGAGGAAGACGUAGAAAAUAGCGAACGGUCCGAAAGGCAAGAUGACGUCCCAGAUAAGCCAUCUGCGCAUCCUGAUCAAUUUUUAUCAAAAGAUGAAGAAGGGACAAGAGACAUUUCUGAAGUACCCGAGGAUAUUUCUGAACAAUCUGAAAUUGAAGUGACACCAAAAAGUACAUCACUUUCUGCAAAAAGUAGUGGCCCCGUGUCUGAAAAGGCGGAACAAUCCUUAAAAGGAGAAAAAGGUUUACAACUGCCUGAGGAAAACAAAAGUGGACUUGUCUCCUAUACUGAUGACUUUGAGCCUUCGGCGGUUGACGAAACUGACGAAGGAAAACCUCGUGGUUCCUACACACCAGAUUUCGAACCAUCCGAGUCGAACGUUCCAGUAGAGGAUGACAAAACUCCUCAGGAAAAAGAAGAAAACGACGACUUCAGGUUUUCCUCGAAGAAAAGGGAACUUUCUGAAGGUGUAGAAGUGGAUGACAAUAAAUCACCGCAGGAAGGGCAAGUCCAGAAACCUCCUAAAAUUCCAGCUCUCGAAUUAGAGCAGGCUACCGACGAAGAAAGCAUUGCAGAAGAAUUGGAUGAAAACAUUGAAGGCCUUGAGGAAAUUAGUGAAGAUAGUGAUAGUGGGUCCUUAUUUGAAGAAAACUACUUCAAAAAUGAGCACGGAAGUCUGCAGAGACAGAUUGAGGACGAAUCCGUUGAUGAGAAGGAGAAAAUUGAUAAAGAAGUAUCGCCAGUGUCACCUGGUGUGCUGCCGAAAAGUACUCGGCAGUCGCCAGAAUCCCGAAGCCAUGAAUCUGAUCAAAAAACUGCUGACAGAAUCACUCAGGACUUGUCUAUGAUGUUGCUGGAAGAGUCUGUGAACUUGGCGACAAGAGUAUUCGAUGAACGUCGCCGGAUCUACCAAGAUUUACCGAAACAGUCUGCAAAAGAUAGUACACCUGUUGAGGAUGGAAAUGAUGGUGCAUCACGAUCAUUAGCAGAAACAUCCGAAACAGAAGAGAUAUCUGAACAUUUAUCCACCUCGCCGAAUGGAAGUUUAGAAUCUGGACUGGACCGUAGGACAAGAGAGCGAGAAGAUUUUGCUCCCUCUCCUGUUGAACAACCUCAGCAGGUAUCACCUGAACAAAAGAGUAACGACAUCGUGAAUAAAUUGUCAGACGCACUGCUUAAGGAAGCCGCCUCUCAAAUGAUUGCAAUUAUGCGAUCUCGUCAAGAAAAGUUUGCCAAGACCAAGGGUGAAAGUACCACGGACUUAACUACUUCUCCAAGGGGGGCAACAGAAGACGAACCUCACUCGGCUGAAGAGAGUCCUCUUUCUUCCCCCAGAAACAGUAGAUUUAUGGCCGUCCAACGCUUUCCCGACGGAUUACUGAAGUAUACUGAGGACACCUCGACACCUCCAGGAAGCCCCACAAGUGAGCAGCAAUCUUCAAUUAACGAGAGAGAAUUGACAGAUAAGCUUGAUCAGUUACGACGUUUACAUGAGCAUCUGGAGGGUGCACGGGGCGAAGGUGAAGAUGAACGCUCAGAAUUUAAACUUAACACAAAUGCUCUCAUGGAAUUUCCCUCUGAAGAGGAAGAUGAAGAAGAGGAGACAUUUAGGCGUUCUAGAGGUCCUUCGUUUCUUUUCUCCGUUCCUCAUCGUCCCAAUGAAGUCAGCCCAUUGGUGGCUUCCUCUCUUUCCGUUUUCUUCGAACGCAAGAGGAGAGGACUGCCUUUAGAUAACGUAACACCCCCGUCGGAAAUCAUCGGAGACGACGAAGCGGACGACGACCUCGGAGCCAAUAGUAAACGAGUUUACCAACGAUUAGUGUUCGAUUUGACCGGCAAUUUGUUCAAAGAUCUCUUAUCUGAGGAGACCCCCACCAAGCGGCCGGCUUGGAUGAAAGCAAAACCGCGACGAAAGCACCGUCUGCAUCGUGGUCUUCAACCACUUGUCCGCGAAGGAGACUUUCUCCCUGUAGUGCAGCAACAAGUUUUGAAUUUAAUCGGUUUGGGUGAUGCUAGGCCUUCUCUUGAACGUGUUCGUCGGAAGACGCCGCUAAAGGUGGGAAAGAAGGAUUUCGUUGACGCCAUCCUGAUUCAGGAGCUUCGAGAAGAGGAGCCGUUAUGGGUAGAUUACGAUGAUGAUGAACUUGCCGUGAAGUUCCAAGUGGCAGACGCUAUCUUCGAAUCGCUUUUAUCAGAAACUGUGAUGGUGGUGAAUGCUGUGCAGUUGAGGCGCGAGGCAAGGGCUGACUUGGCACGCAGCUGACGAAACCAUAUCCUCUAGUCUUAAUAUUUCUUUCCUGGAUCCCAGAAUUACCAAGUGCAAUCAGUCGCGCAUUGAAUUUAGUGAAAUAACGGUGAUGUGUGAACAGACUGGCAUUUGAAAUGGAGAGGUAAAGAUUUAUGGAGCGUGCAGAAAAACGGCAAGCAGGCACAACUCCAAGCUAACGACUGUUAACGGGCUCAAAUAUUACGUAGAGUAGUGUUAGUACAACAGUCCUUGUGGAAACAACCUAUUGCAGUUACUAGCCUUCCUUCCUCGUUAGACAUUAGAUCAACUAUAUUGACAUGACUGAAAAAUUUGAACGGAAAGAAUCGAAUCCAAGUGUUAGUUUUAGAGAGGUGUACGUCGUCUAAAGGGUGUCGGUCAAGAGGGAAUUGACUGAGGUUAUACCAUUCGUUGUUUUCUCGAGCGAAGGAAUUAGAGAUGACUUCUCGCUCUGACUUGCUUUUUUUACUUGUCAUGAACACCCCGUUCAUCUGGAAAAAAUUGCCAACAUGAAAAUCUAAAAUAUUUCCGCCCUACUACUGAAUUUCGCCUAUGGAAAGGGUUGAAGUCCUGUCGAUUUGAUACCAAGGUAUAAACGUGAACAUGUUCACCUAGACAUAAUUUUCCCUAUCCAAAUAUACUGUUAAGUGGAUCUUAAGUUGAGAAGUGAAGGUGAAGGAUGUGUAUUCUUGGUAGUUUCGUUACUUCUGUCUAAAAUUUAUUUUUCACUUGGUAGUAAAAUGAUGAGUGGAAUGACAAAUAUUCUUGCAAAUGUUGAAAAAUUCUUGUUUUUGCAAAUGUGUAUAAAAAGUAUGAAUUGGCAUCGUGGUAUGUCCCAAUAUUGUAAUUAGAAUCCAAGUUUGCUUUGCUGCAACUGUACAUAAGAGAGCUUUUACCUUAUUUUUGUUUCAAAUGUGCUAUGCCUUUGUUGAAUAAAAAACACCUUUGAAGUUGCA